Peromyscus leucopus (white-footed mouse) is the source of this 1392-nucleotide messenger RNA. RefSeq names its product cyclin dependent kinase 4 (gene Cdk4). Lineage: Eukaryota; Metazoa; Chordata; Mammalia; Rodentia; Cricetidae. Gene Ontology annotation, molecular function: ATP binding; cyclin-dependent protein serine/threonine kinase activity; cyclin binding. Gene Ontology annotation, cellular component: nucleus; cyclin-dependent protein kinase holoenzyme complex; cytoplasm. Gene Ontology annotation, biological process: regulation of G2/M transition of mitotic cell cycle; G1/S transition of mitotic cell cycle; protein phosphorylation. The transcript has 8 exons. The record is from RefSeq and is a predicted model, not a curated record. Bases 221 to 1135 code for a protein of 304 amino acids.
CCCGGUUUCCGCGCGCCUCUCUGGCAGCGGGUCACAUGGUGAGGGUGGGGGUGAGGGGGCCUCUCUAGCUCGCGGCCCGUGUCUAUGGUCGGGCCCGUAGCGUCCAGCUGCCCGGGACCGAUCCCCGGUGUAUGGCGCCGCAGGCACCGGCUCCCGGCCCCAGAUAAAGGGCCACCUCCGCAGCUCCCGGCCGGCCGUGAGGCGAUCUCCUGCUCCCAGCAUGAUGGCUACCUCGCGAUAUGAACCCGUGGCUGAAAUCGGCGUCGGAGCCUACGGGACGGUGUACAAGGCCCGAGAUCCCCACAGCGGCCACUUCGUGGCCCUCAAGAGUGUGAGAGUUCCUAACGGAGGGGGAGCUGGAGGGGGCCUUCCCAUCAGCACUGUUCGCGAGGUGGCCUUACUGAGGAGGUUGGAGGCCUUUGAACAUCCCAAUGUUGUACGGCUGAUGGAUGUCUGUGCUACUUCCCGAACUGACCGAGACAUCAAGGUGACCCUGGUGUUUGAGCACAUAGACCAGGACCUGAGGACGUACUUGGACAAGGCACCCCCACCGGGAUUGCCUGUUGAGACCAUCAAGGAUCUGAUGCGGCAGUUUCUAAGCGGCCUCGAUUUUCUUCACGCCAACUGCAUUGUCCACCGAGACCUGAAACCGGAGAACAUUCUGGUGACCAGUAACGGCACAGUCAAGCUGGCUGACUUUGGCCUCGCCCGAAUCUACAGCUACCAGAUGGCCCUGACACCUGUGGUUGUUACGCUCUGGUACCGGGCUCCUGAGGUUCUUCUCCAGUCUACCUAUGCAACGCCCGUGGACAUGUGGAGCGUGGGCUGUAUUUUUGCAGAGAUGUUUCGUCGAAAGCCCCUCUUCUGUGGGAACUCUGAAGCCGACCAGUUGGGCAAAAUCUUUGACCUCAUCGGCUUGCCUCCAGAAGACGACUGGCCUCGAGAGGUGUCUCUGCCUCGAGGGGCCUUUCCCCCCAGGGAGCCUCGGCCGGUGCAGUCGGUGGUGCCGGAGAUGGAGGAAUCUGGAGCGCAGCUGCUGCUGGAGAUGCUGACUUUUAACCCGCACAAGCGGAUCUCUGCCUUCCGAGCCCUGCAACACUCUUACCUACACAAGGAAGAGAGUGACCCAGAGUGAGAAGAGCGGCCGCCUUUCUUCGCCUCUGGACACGUGGAGUGGCCAACACCUCAACCUCUGCCUUCCUCUGGGGCCGUGGAGAGUCCUCCACUUUUUUACAGAGAAUAUUUUAAGCCUUAAUGACAUUCCCCCCUCCUCUUCGUGAGGCCUGCCCUCUUGCCCUCCCGUUUCUCUACACUAAAGGGUGGGUACCUGUCUCCUUCCCUCCCUCAUUUAUAUUGGGAUCUUUUUUAUACAGCAAAACAAGACAAAAGAAA